Cornus florida is the source of this 1077-nucleotide messenger RNA. RefSeq names its product cyclic phosphodiesterase-like. The record is from RefSeq and is a predicted model, not a curated record. Bases 91 to 846 code for a protein of 251 amino acids. Gene Ontology annotation, biological process: cyclic nucleotide metabolic process. Gene Ontology annotation, molecular function: 2',3'-cyclic-nucleotide 3'-phosphodiesterase activity. The transcript is spliced from 4 exons. NCBI's taxonomy places the organism in Eukaryota, Viridiplantae, Streptophyta, Magnoliopsida, Cornales, Cornaceae.
AAGUCAAGGCUUUGUCCUUUCUGCUUUCGUUUCUCUAUCUUGAUCUAAAUUUUUAUCUGCUGCAAAAAUAGAACAUUUAUUUAUGCAAACAUGAACCAUCAUUCAAAGCCCUGGUACAAAUCGUGCAUAUUUUCCUCUUCCUCUUUUUAUCGAAUUUCUGGAACGCUAAAGUUGGUUACUUGGUAUGAUCGACCGUUCCGAUUCUUGGUGGUUUGUGCUGUGUUGUUCAUUUUUUUGUUCUUCACGUUCUCUGGUUUACUCUUUUCCCACUCGUUAGUAUUCAUGGAGGAAGUAGCUGAAGCGCAGAUCAAGAAGGAUGUGUAUUCGGUGUGGGGGAUUCCACCGGACGACGUGAGGGAGAGGCUGAAGAAAUUGAUGAGCGGCCUCAGAUCGGAGUUCAGUGGGCCCGAGUUUGAGCCCCACGUCACUGUCGUCGGAGCUGUUCUUCUGACGGAGGACGACGCUCGCCAGAAGUUCACCGCCGCCUGUGAGGGUUUGAAGGCUUACGGUGCAACUGUAGUGAAGGUUGCCACUGGGACUUUCUUCUAUCAGUGUGUGUUCCUUCUUCUUCAUCCUGCGGCUGAGGUUGUGGAAGCUAGUAAACAUUGCACUGGUCAUUUUGGUUACAAGAACUCAACACCUUAUAUGCCACAUUUGAGCCUCCUCUACGGAGAUUUAACAGAUGAGGAGAAGAAGAAAGCUCAAGAGAAAGCUGAGCUCCUUGACGAAAGCAUCGGCAGCCUGAGCUUCCCAAUAAAUCGCCUUGCAUUGUACAAAACAGACACUGAAGACAAAUCUCUCAAAUCCUGGGAGAAGGUAGCUGAAUGCAACCUCGACUCCAAUUAGGUGUAUAAAUGUUUCUAUUUUGUAAUAAUACUUUCUAUGUAGGUUUGCUGCAUGUCAAUCAUAAUAGUGGGAACUUGACCGAGCCCUAAAUCCUAAUAGUUUGCAUUUAUACUCACUUGGGUUAUACCAAUGGAUAGAUAAACUCUAUGCGUGCUUUCUGUGUCAACUCCUGGCUUCCAUUUGGAGGCUGAGAAAUAUUAAAUAAACUUCUGACAAAUUCUCAGUUUGGUA